Messenger RNA from Microcebus murinus (gray mouse lemur), 13300 nucleotides. It is a transcript of the gene PLXNA4, whose product is annotated as plexin A4. Gene Ontology annotation, biological process: semaphorin-plexin signaling pathway; regulation of cell migration. NCBI's taxonomy places the organism in Eukaryota, Metazoa, Chordata, Mammalia, Primates, Cheirogaleidae. The record is from RefSeq and is a predicted model, not a curated record. Gene Ontology annotation, molecular function: semaphorin receptor activity; protein binding. Gene Ontology annotation, cellular component: plasma membrane; semaphorin receptor complex.
GCAGAGGCGCGGAGAGCGCUCCCCGGCGGGUCCCCCGCGCACUCGCCGCGCCCGGGCAGCGGCCCGACCCGGCGAGCAUGGGCGGCGCGGAGUGACGCCGCCGUGCCCGCUUGGCAUCAAGGACAUUCAGCCCGCGGGGGUGGGGACGAAGGGGGGCAGCCCCGCGUCGCCACCGCAGCCCCCGAGAGCCGCCGCCGCUGCUUGGGCUCCAGGGCUGGCUGGAGGAAAGAGGUGCUUGGGAUCGAUCCACAUUUUCCGACCUUUUUGUUGGACAUUACGCCCACCUUGGACGCUGCAAGAGGAGCUGUCAAGCCCCGGAGGCUCUGAGCGGGCCCCCUCCGCUUUCCUUUGCUGCUCCCGGCUUCCCUGUGCCUCCGUGGAGUAUUUGCGUUCGGGGCUGGGGCUGGAGGAGGCAGCCACACGCGCGCACACGCACACGUUCAGAGGAGGGCGAGAGGCAGCGGCACAGGCACCAUCUGCAGUGUCAAUGCGGCGCGCCCGCUGAAGGAGGGAAACGCGGCGCAUCCAGGGGAGACUGCACUCCUGAGUCCUGGCCCUCCGAGGGGACGGCCGCACCCGAGUGCUGCUCUGCCGCCAGGACCGUCUCUGCAAUGAAAGCCAUGCCCUGGAACUGGACCUGCCUGCUGUCCCACCUGCUCAUGGUGGGGAUGGGCUCCUCCACGCUGCUCUCCCGGCAGCCGUCCCCGCCGUCCCAGAAGCGGUCUUUUGUCACUUUCCGAGGGGAGCCCGCCGAGGGCUUCAACCACCUGGUGGUGGACGAGAGGACAGGACACAUUUACUUGGGGGCCGUCAACCGGAUUUACAAGCUCUCCAGUGACCUGAAGGUCUUGGUGACCCACCAGACAGGGCCAGAUGAGGACAACCCCAAGUGCUACCCGCCCCGCCUCGUCCAGACCUGCAGCGAGCCCCUGACCACCACCAAUAACGUCAACAAGAUGCUCCUCAUAGACUACAAGGAGAACAGGCUGAUUGCGUGCGGGAGCCUGUACCAGGGCAUCUGCAAGCUGCUGCGGCUGGAGGACCUCUUCAAGCUGGGGGAGCCCUUCCACAAGAAGGAGCACUACCUGUCCGGCGUCAACGAGAGCGGCUCGGUCUUCGGCGUGAUCGUCUCCUACAGCAACCUGGACGACAAGCUCUUCAUCGCCACGGCAGUGGACGGGAAGCCCGAGUACUUCCCUACCAUCUCCAGCCGGAAGCUGACCAAGAACUCGGAGGCGGACGGCAUGUUCGCUUAUGUCUUCCAUGAUGAGUUUGUGGCCUCGAUGAUCAAGAUCCCUUCGGACACCUUCACCGUCAUCCCUGACUUUGAUAUCUACUACGUCUAUGGUUUCAGCAGUGGUAACUUUGUCUACUUUCUAACCCUUCAGCCUGAGAUGGUGUCUCCCCCAGGCUCCACCACCAAGGAGCAGGUCUACACGUCCAAGCUCGUGAGGCUGUGCAAGGAGGACACGGCCUUCAACUCCUACGUGGAGGUGCCCAUCGGCUGUGAGCGCAGCGGGGUGGAGUACCGCCUGCUGCAGGCCGCCUACCUGUCCAAAGCUGGGGCCGUGCUUGGCCGGACCCUUGGAGUCCGUCCAGACGAUGACCUGCUCUUCACUGUCUUCUCCAAGGGCCAGAAGCGCAAGAUGAAAUCCCUGGACGAGUCGGCCCUGUGCAUCUUCAUCUUGAAGCAGAUCAACGACCGCAUUAAGGAGCGGCUGCAGUCCUGCUACCGGGGUGAGGGCACGCUGGACCUGGCCUGGCUCAAGGUCAAGGACAUCCCCUGCAGCAGUGCGCUCCUGACCAUUGAUGAUAACUUCUGUGGCCUGGACAUGAACGCGCCCCUGGGAGUGUCCGACAUGGUGCGUGGCAUCCCCGUCUUCACCGAGGACAGGGACCGCAUGACUUCUGUCAUCGCCUACGUCUACAAGAAUCACUCUCUGGCCUUCGUGGGCACCAAGAGUGGCAAGCUGAAGAAGAUCCGGGUGGAUGGGCCCAGGGGCGGCGCCCUGCAGUACGAGACCGUGCAGGUGGUGGACCCCGGCCCGGUCCUGCGGGAUAUGGCCUUCUCCAAGGACCAUGAGCAGCUCUACAUCAUGUCAGAAAGGCAGCUCACCAGAGUCCCUGUGGAGUCCUGUGGUCAGUAUCGGAGCUGUGGCGAGUGCCUUGGCUCAGGCGACCCCCACUGUGGCUGGUGCGUGCUCCACAACACGUGCACCCGGAAGGAGCGCUGCGAGCGGUCCAGGGAGCCCCGCAGGUUUGCCUCGGAGAUGAAGCAGUGUGUGCGGCUGACGGUCCACCCCAGCAACAUCUCCGUCUCCCAGUACAACGUGCUGCUGGUCCUGGAGACAUACAAUGUCCCAGAGCUGUCAGCUGGCGUCAACUGCACCUUUGAGGACCUGUCAGAGAUGGAUGGGCUGGUGGUGGGCAAUCAGAUCCAGUGCUACUCCCCCGCAGCCACGGAGAUGCCCCGCAUCCUCACGGAGAACGGGGAUCACCACGUCGUACAGCUGCAGCUCAAAUCCAAGGAGACGGGCAUGACCUUCGCCAGCACCAGCUUUGUCUUCUACAACUGCAGCGUUCACAAUUCGUGCCUGUCCUGCGUGGAGAGCCCGUACCGCUGCCACUGGUGUAAAUACAGGCACGUCUGCACCCACGACCCCAAGACCUGCUCCUUCCAGGAGGGCCGAGUGAAGCUGCCUGAGGACUGCCCCCAGCUGCUGCGAGUGGACAAGAUCCUGGUGCCCGUGGAGGUGAUCAAGCCCAUCACUCUGAAGGCCAAGAACCUCCCCCAGCCCCAGUCCGGGCAGCGCGGCUACGAGUGCGUCCUGAACAUCCAGGGCAGCGAGGAGAGGGUGCCGGCCCUGCGCUUCAACAGCUCCAGCGUGCAGUGCCAGAACACCUCUUAUUCCUACGAAGGCAUGGAGAUCAACAACCUGCCCGUGGAGCUGACGGUUGUGUGGAACGGGCACUUCAACAUCGACAACCCGGCUCAGAACAAAGUUCACCUCUACAAGUGCGGAGCCAUGCGUGAGAGCUGCGGGCUGUGCCUCAAGGCCGACCCAGACUUCGCAUGCGGCUGGUGCCAGGGCCCGGGCCAGUGCACCCUGCGCCAGCACUGCCCUGCCCAGGAGAGCCGCUGGCUGGAGCUGUCGGGCCCCAACAGCAAGUGCACGAACCCCCGCAUCACGGAGAUAAUCCCAGUGACAGGCCCCCGGGAAGGGGGCACCAAGGUCACCAUCCGAGGGGAGAACCUGGGCCUGGAAUUCCGCGACAUCGCCUCGCACGUCAAGGUGGCCGGCGUGGAGUGCAGCCCGUUGGUGGACGGCUACAUACCUGCAGAACAGAUUGUGUGCGAGAUGGGGGAGGCCAAGCCCAGCCAGCACGCGGGCUUCGUGGAGAUCUGCGUGGCUGUGUGUCGACCUGAGUUCAUGGCCCGGUCCUCGCAGCUCUACUACUUCAUGACGCUGACUCUCUCAGACCUGAAGCCCAGCCGGGGGCCCAUGUCUGGGGGCACCCAAGUGACCAUCACAGGCACCAACCUGAAUGCCGGCAGCAACGUGGUGGUGAUGUUCGGGAAGCAGCCCUGCCUCUUCCACAGGCGAUCUCCAUCCUACAUAGUCUGCAACACCACGUCCUCAGACGAGGUGCUGGAGAUGAAGGUAAUGGUGCAGGUGGACAGGGCCAAGAUCCACCAGGACCUGGUCUUCCAGUACGUGGAGGACCCCACCAUCGUGCGCAUUGAGCCGGAGUGGAGCAUCGUCAGUGGCAACACACCCAUUGCUGUGUGGGGGACGCACCUGGACCUCAUACAGAACCCCCAGAUCCGCGCCAAGCACGGAGGGAAGGAGCACAUCAACAUCUGCGAGGUUCUGAACGCCACCGAGAUGACCUGCCAGGCUCCAGCCCUCGCGCUGGGUCCCGACCACCAGUCUGACCUGACAGAGAGGCCUGAGGAGUUUGGCUUCAUCCUGGACAACGUCCAGUCCCUGCUAAUCCUCAACAAGACCAACUUCACCUACUACCCAAACCCUGUGUUUGAGGCCUUUGGCCCCUCAGGGAUCCUGGAGCUCAAGCCCGGCACGCCCAUCAUCCUAAAGGGGAAGAACCUGAUCCCUCCCGUGGCCGGGGGCAACGUGAAGCUGAACUACACCGUGCUGGUCGGGGAGAAGCCAUGCACUGUGACCGUGUCAGAUGUGCAGCUGCUGUGCGAGUCCCCGAACCUCAUCGGCAGGCACAAAGUGAUGGCCCGUGUCGGCGGCAUGGAGUACUCCCCGGGGAUGGUGUACAUCGCCCCGGACAGCCCGCUCAGCCUGCCCGCCAUCGUCAGCAUCGCCGUGGCCGGCGGCCUCCUCAUCAUCUUCAUCGUGGCCGUGCUCAUCGCCUACAAACGCAAGUCCCGUGAGAGCGACCUCACGCUGAAGCGGCUGCAGAUGCAGAUGGACAACCUGGAGUCCCGCGUAGCCCUGGAGUGCAAGGAAGCUUUUGCUGAGCUGCAGACAGACAUUCACGAGUUGACCAGUGACCUGGACGGAGCUGGGAUUCCCUUCCUGGACUACAGGACUUACACCAUGCGGGUGCUGUUCCCGGGAAUCGAAGACCACCCUGUCCUCCGGGACCUCGAGGUCCCGGGCUACCGACAGGAGCGAGUGGAGAAAGGCCUGAAGCUCUUCGCCCAGCUCAUCAACAACAAGGUGUUCCUGCUGUCCUUCAUCCGCACUCUCGAGUCCCAGCGCAGCUUCUCCAUGCGCGACCGUGGCAACGUGGCCUCGCUCAUCAUGACGGUGCUGCAGAGCAAGCUCGAGUACGCCACUGACGUGCUGAAGCAGCUGCUGGCCGACCUCAUCGACAAGAACCUGGAGAGCAAGAACCACCCCAAGCUGCUGCUCAGGAGGACCGAGUCGGUGGCUGAGAAGAUGCUGACCAAUUGGUUCACUUUCCUCCUCUACAAGUUCCUCAAGGAGUGCGCUGGGGAGCCCCUCUUCUCCCUGUUCUGUGCCAUCAAGCAGCAGAUGGAGAAGGGCCCCAUCGACGCCAUCACGGGCGAGGCCCGCUACUCCCUGAGUGAGGACAAGCUCAUCCGCCAGCAGAUCGACUACAAAACCCUGGUCCUGAGCUGUGUCAGCCCAGACAAUGCCAACAGCCCCGAGGUCCCAGUGAAGAUCCUCAACUGUGACACCAUCACUCAGGUCAAGGAGAAGAUUCUGGAUGCCAUAUUCAAGAACGUGCCCUGCUCCCACCGGCCCAAGGCUGCAGAUAUGGACCUGGAGUGGCGACAAGGAAGCGGGGCAAGGAUGAUCCUGCAGGAUGAAGACAUCACCACCAAGAUCGAGAAUGACUGGAAGCGGCUGAACACCCUGGCCCACUACCAGGUGCCAGACGGUUCUGUGGUGGCUUUAGUGUCCAAGCAGGUGACAGCCUAUAACACAGUGAACAACUCCACAGUCUCAAGGACCUCAGCGAGCAAAUAUGAAAACAUGAUCCGGUACACGGGCAGCCCUGACAGCCUCCGCUCACGAACACCCAUGAUCACUCCCGACCUGGAGAGCGGCGUCAAGAUGUGGCAUCUGGUGAAGAACCACGAGCACGGGGACCAGAAAGAGGGCGACCGGGGGAGCAAGAUGGUGUCCGAAAUCUACCUGACGCGGCUCCUGGCCACUAAGGGCACGCUGCAGAAGUUUGUGGAUGACCUCUUUGAGACCAUCUUCAGCACGGCGCACCGCGGCUCCGCCCUGCCCCUGGCCAUAAAGUACAUGUUCGACUUCCUGGAUGAGCAGGCGGACAAGCACGGCAUCCACGACCCGCACGUGCGCCACACCUGGAAGAGCAACUGCCUGCCGCUGCGGUUUUGGGUGAACAUGAUCAAAAACCCACAGUUCGUGUUCGACAUCCACAAGAACAGCAUCACAGACGCCUGCCUGUCGGUGGUGGCGCAGACCUUCAUGGACUCCUGCUCCACGUCGGAGCACCGGCUGGGCAAGGACUCGCCCUCCAACAAGCUGCUCUACGCCAAGGACAUCCCCAGCUACAAGAACUGGGUGGAGCGGUAUUACUCAGACAUCGGGAAGAUGCCGGCCAUCAGCGACCAGGACAUGAACGCGUACCUGGCCGAGCAGUCCCGGAUGCACAUGAAUGAGUUCAACACCAUGAGUGCACUCUCGGAGAUCUUCUCCUACGUGGGCAAAUACAGCGAGGAGAUCCUUGGACCUCUGGACCACGACGACCAGUGUGGGAAGCAGAAACUGGCCUACAAACUAGAACAAGUCAUAACCUUCAUGAGCUUAGACAGCUGAGAACCGUCCUUCCAGGGCCACCCUGGAGGGGGGACACACCAAGCCGUGCCUCAGUCUAGAUUAUCAUCUUUACCAAGUGCAAGUUCCGACUGGCAUCAGCAGCAUCCCCUGAGCAGCGCUGUCUCUCUCUCUCUGCCUCUUUGUUUCUCCCUCCUUCCUGGGUCCCUUCUCUUCUAGUUGCUCUGCCAAUGCGACUGGGCUAAGCCACUGGCCCCCAGUUAGUGCAAGGAUGCCCGGGCCCACGGUGAGGGAGCUGGCCACAGGGUGUCAGAGGGGCUGUGCCCCAGCGGCUCCUGACCCGCAUGUCAGCAGCAGGGCCGAAACAUGAGGGGAGCCAGGGAUAGAGGACUUUUCUGUGCUGCUACUUCACCCUCCACUUCAGGAGCCCCCGCUUUGGCCCGAUCCUUGGCCCAGGGAAGAGGCAGCGAGCUCAGUAUUAUCUGCACUGGGAAGACACCGCCUGGCUUUCCCUCCCCACAAUUCCCUCUCCGAGGGGUCGGUCAGCGGUCUGGUCGCUGGGCAGCUGUGAGAAGAGAGGCCACACCUCCCGCAGACGGCUGGAGCAGGGCACGUGUGAGGAGUCGGGGUUCCCCUCGGGGCUGCCUCUCGCCUGCCGAGUUGGCAUCCAGAGGCCUCCUGCCCCCCUCCAAGUGUCCAGGGGAAACUGCCUGCCCAGAUUCUGCCCUCACUGUGGAAAGCCAGGCAGGAGGAAGAAUGGUACUUGCAUUCUACCCUGGACAUGCUCCCAACCGUCUAAUCUCGCUCAGAGCGGCAGAAAUGUCACAUGGAGGGAGAGAAAAGCAAAGAGAGUUGCAUCUACUCUGGAAGCAGCAUUGUUGUGUUCCAUUCACCCCCAAAUUCAAAUGAGUCCCAACCACGGUCAUAGGUCUAGUUCAUUGCCAGAGCCCGAGUGCUGUCUAGAGAAAGCAUCUAUCUCCACCCUCCUUUGUCACCCUCAUCGAGGGUCAGCGUGAAAUGCAGGGUGCAUCUAGGAGAUUCUACCUCCAGCCGUCUCCAUGGCUCCAUCCCUACCAUCCUUCCCGACAACUCCACAGUGGCUGUUCCCCCUGCAGGAUCUGGUGCCAAUGCUAUGCAGAUGACUCUGUCACUGGACUGCCCAGACGUCCUUGUGAAUGACUUCAUCACCGUCUCACUGUCUCUUUUGUCAUUCUCCUUCCUCAUCCCUUCAGCGGUGGUCCCUGAAAGAAACGCGUUCAAGCACAGCCUAGCAGAGACAGACCAAAAUGCCAGCCAACCUCAGCUGUCAGCCCGUCCUGUCUGGGGGGCAUGGAAGAGCUGAUGGACCUGGCUGGAAUGGGAGGAGGGCCACACAGUUGGCCUUGGCCCUGGCAUCCAUCUCUGCAUCUGUCCUUCCAUCUAUGGAUGCACCGUGUUGGCCGUGCUGGGGAAUGUGAGCUCAGAAAUGGAUACUAGGUGAGCAGGGGCUGUGGUCAGAGAAUCUAAAUGGAAGGUCAUGGAAACCUGUCAUCUUAGAGAGACCUUAGACACCACCUGGUCUUGUCUCCCGGCAUAGGCAGGAACUCUCCCGGCAGCUCUGCUCUGGAGCUAUCCGCCACUGUGGGAGACAAGGAGAAGCAUCCUCUAAGGUGAGGUGGAAGCCAAGGGUUCCACACAGUCUUGCCGUCACUUCCUGAGCAGCGGACAUCGUUCCUUCUCAUCCACUCAGAGCGAACCCCACUUGGGGGAGGAACCACACCAUUGCCAGCAAAGUCCAUGGAGCACCCUGUGCUUUUAAGAACACUCGCCCCUUGGGAUGUGAAUAUGUUCACAUGCGUGUGAGCACAUGUGCGUGCAUGCGUGUGUGCGUGUCUGCACAGGUGGAGAGCGCAGAAAGACUGCUCGUCCUAUGUAGGAGGGUUCUGAAGUGUUUCUCUUCCCUGGCCCCUUGCUCACCUACUCAUCCUGCAGCUUCAGGACAUUUCAACACUCGCUCUCUGUGCUGAGAGCCAGUGGCUGAAAGGAGAGGUCGCCUAUCCAUAGGAAAUCAGGGUGGUCACCUGCCAAGGCCCGACUGCAGUGACCUGGAACAGGGUGUCACAAGGCAUUGCAGAAGACAGAUGGUGGAAAAGACACAAGAAACCUAAUGAACAGGAAGAGGAGAAUGGGGAAAAAUGCAUUGGAAGGGGGAAAAAAAUAACCAAAGGUUUGGCAACUACAUGUAGUACCAGGUGGAGAAGCAUGGGUUUUUCUACCCUUGAUCAUUUUGUUUCCUCCCAAGAAGUCACAGGACCUUGCAGAGCAGAAAGAGUGCAUGUGGGAGGCAGGCUGAGGGGGCCUUGGUCACCCAGAUAUUUUUGCACAUGUGAAGGGUUGAGGAGGAGAGGGACAUGAACAUAUUUAACACAGAUUUGCUGGAUGGACACUGUGUGUGUGAGUGCGUGUAUGAGUGAGUGUGUUUUGAUUUAUUUUUUAAGUUUUGCACAGUUAGAAAAAAAUGAACAAGCAGAAAAAAAAAAAGACUGUUGCCACGGUUCUGCUGAAGCUUUUAUUUUUUACCAGAUGAUUAUUAUUGUUAUUAUUACUUUGGCGGUACAGGACUUUUCCCCCCCAUGUUUUUGUUAUAAGAAAAAUUGCAAACACCUCAGAGGAACACAAACAUCAGGAAGAAAGAGGAGACAGGGACAGACCAGUUCCUGGCUUUCCUGGUUUCCCCUGGGGAGGGGCUGGGGCAGGUUGCUGGGGGGGGGGGUUGCCUCUGGUGCUUUGCCUGCAGUCCCUGUGGCCUGCUUGGGGACUGAGAAAUCGGAGCAAGUCACCCAGAGCCAUAGCCCAUCUUGCUCAUAUAAAUCCUCUUUCUUUUUCCUGUUUGUUUUCCAUUUUUUUCCUUUUGGGUUCUUGGUGCAUGUGUGAAGUUUAAAAGCAAAGACAGGCAAGGUUGUCAAAAAAUCUGUCCUGCCCCCCUCCCCCAAAUCUUGUUCUCAAACUCCCGGGUGGGUUCUCUGUCUCCUCUCCUGAGAAGUGCCCAGGUGGCCUGCAGGCUCCCAGGGAGAAGGGAACAAUGGGGCAAACUCGGCCCAGAGGGUGGGAGGCUUCCUCACGCCUCCCUCUGUGUCGAAGUCAUUAGCAGUGCACAAUCUUGUCGAAGGUGGAAACUUCAUCUCACUCCUUGAGUCCUGGGCAGAGGGCAGGGGAGAAAAGACAACUUCCCUCACCACCCCGUAACCCACCCCCUGCACGCCCCUUCCCAGGUCAGAAUGGCACCAGCUCCCGGAGGGGACCGCGGGUGUUGGAGGGAGAAGGGCCGCAGGCUGGUGGUGGUGGGGAGGAAGGAGCUAGCCGGGUCCUAGGCUUAAACGGAUGGGUGGAGGAAGCCGAGGAAGAGAGCUGCAAGCUGGUGGUUUCUCCCGGGCGCAGACUCCCCUGGGCAUGAGCUCUGCAGGGUUCUUCCUUCUUCCCUGCAAGUUAGAGAGACCCUGACAUUUCUUGGUGACUGCAGUUAGUGCCACUAAGUCAAGUUGGCCAUUGCGUCAGUUACUUCCUCAGGAAAAUAUUUUCUUGCCUUCUUUCAAUAUGGUUUUAAAUUUGAGGACAGAAGAUAAACUGAGUGUCCCACAGGCCAAGGUAUGUGACAACCCCAGCGUUACACCCACACCCACAGCCAGCCCCCAGAGCCUCCCUCCCGUGAGCCCAAGGGCCGGGGAGCGAGCUCAGGGAAGCUCUCAGGGGGGCUGUGCCCAAAAGAGAAGUCGUGUUCAGUAGAUUCCAAAGUUUGAGGCAGAUUGUUAAGAAUUGUUCCCAGGGAGAAGCAGGAGUUGCCACCAGGUAAGGUUUCUGGCCUCAUCCCCUCGGGCCCGGCUCCCGCUCCCAGCCCAGGUUAAUGUUGAUGUGCUGUCCUAGCACCUGCCCCCAGCUUUCCUGCCCCUGAGGUCCCUGGUGCUGUGUCCCCCGUUGCAUGUCUGCUUCCGACUGUGCUCCUCCCCCCUCAGUGAGCCCCCUCCUCCUCGUCCCUCCUGCACGUGAAGUUGUCUUCCCAAGGCCAUUUGUCCACCCAAGGAUAGGAGCUGCUCGGCCGUCUCCGUAGACAGGUCGGUCCCAACAGUCCCUCCCAUCCCACCCCACCCAAAGCUGCCUCCUUCGUCCAGCCGAGGCCCUGUGGGUCCCCCAGCAGAGGAGCCACAAGCAGUGACUUCCAUGUGACCUCCCUGCAGGAGGCAAGCCUCUGCCCUGCGUGCAGGCCUCUGAAUGCUCUGUGACUGGAACAGGUCUCGGUGCCACUCGCUUUGACUGCAAGGAAAGCUCCACUUCCAGCCUCGCCCCUUCCCAGCACCAGGGCACUCGCUCUGGCUUCACACAGGCAGAGUCAAACGCUUAGCCCCGUGAAGGGCCAGGAGCAGCCGUCAUCAAGAACAAAGGUCCCCGCCUCACAGACAGACAAGAAGGGCAGGAAAGACAGACAGACGUAGGGAUGUGCUCUGCAGGCAGAAGGCCCAGAGACCCCUCCCCUGGCCCCGACCCCGGCCCUAGCCCCUUCCAGGAGCUGGGAGUCCCAGCGGGCAGUCCCAGCUGGCUCCUCAAGGCCUCUACGAGCAUUUCUGGGAAGGAGUAACCUCCAGGCACCCCCUGCCCAGGGGAGACCCCGCCCAGGCAGCUCACUGUCCUGUCCCCCCACCCCGCCAUCCCUUUUACUCCCCUCCCUUUCCCUAUCAGGACAGGCCUCCCUGACUCCUCAGCCCCUCCCUUUAAAAAAAACUAUGAGCUGUUUAUUUAGGGUUUUGUAGUCAUUUAUUUUUUAUUUAUAUAUUUUAAGAGUUUGAGAGCAAGAAGGGAGCCCAGGUGUGGCUGUAAUGUGCGGGUUACUGUGCACACUAGGUGUGUACAACUCUUCACCUGUGACUUCCAGGCAGAUGAGGACAGCCUCCUCCAACCCCCACGUGCAUUGUCAAGGAAAUGGGCUAGGAAAGUCCCUGGGUGUGGACUUGCCCGGUGAGGGGAGGCCUCCUCCCUGGCUCCUGAUGUUCUCGGAGCUUCCCUGCACUUUUGAUGGACAGAGCCCUGGACGCUACCCCGUCCUCCCAGCUCUGCCACCUCAGCCCACAGGCACUCUGCGUGUAGCAAACGAGAGCCUGAUUUUACAAAGUGGGAAACUGAGGCCCAGCCACAGGUGACAUUGAAGAGGCAGCUCCUGAAAGAGGCUGGGACACUCUUCAAACCUCUUCUCCCCAUGGUGCUCUGAGGGGCACAAGCCCUCAACUGGAAACGAGCCUGGGGCGGUUUGGAAAGUGACCCUCUGCAGUAACCGUUUCAGACAUUCGAGAGAGGGGUUGUGGUUUUUUUUCUUUUUCUUUUACUAUAAAUUUUUGCUCCCCCAUAAAAUUAUGUUUUUAUUAGGGGGAGUAUCCAAGUUUAAAAAAUAUGUAGGAUUUUUAAGUUAUAAAGGUAAUACGUACUCAUUAGAGUCCCAUUUAAAUUCCUUCAGUAGACUGGAGGCUACCAGAAAGUGAAGCAUAGUGAAACCAAACAAAAUCCCUAAUGAACAAGAAGGACUUUCUGUUUGCAUUGGCAGCAAGAGUCAGGUGGGCCAAGUGGGCCGGGUGUCCCUGGCAGGGGGCCUCACCUGCUGCUAUCUCUGUCCAGUCUUGGCUGUCCCGCCUGCCCCGGGGGUUCCUGAGUCUACAGCACAUUCCUAUCAGCUUUCCCCAAACUGCAUGGAGGCCCUGUUAGGACCGGCCAUGGGGGGGGACACAUGAGUGUCCCUCCCCCAAGAAUGCAAAAGCAAGACUCAGUCUAUGCUGCUCAUCUUCCACUGGCUCCUUUUUCAGGAAUUCGGAUUUCUUUUUGUGUUGGUAUCAGUGAUCUUUUGGCUCAAGCACAUUUUGGAAGGACUCCCUUACGAGAGAAUUCGAAACAGAGGAUACAGUUAAAGAACAACCCCAAAGGACACUUAAAAGCAGACACCACUUUGCCAAUCAGGACUCCUGAACGCGCAUGCGUGCAGGUCUGCGGCGACCCAGGCAUGGGCGGAGACGGGACGCGCACGCGUGCUCCUCCGUCCUCCUCCCCUCCCCCUCCCCGACGUGCCCGUCCUGUCAGCUUGUUGGCUUGUGAAACCUUCCGUUCUGUACAAUGAAAAGCUAGUUUACCUCAAAGAAUCUUGUUUCCAUUUGGAAACCCAUGACGUUGUGUUUUAGGGUGGACGCCCCUCCCCUCCGCCACUCCUGGCCGGGCCUGGUGUCCUUGAGACGGAGGCCUGUGCUCGGUGGCGUGUUGGCUGCUCUGAGCGAGGUCUCCAGGCCCGGAGAGGGAGGGAAGGAUUGGAUGCAGCCGCCCUCCUCCCCACUUUAGCGUGUAGGGACCAGCCUAUCUCUUCCAGCAGGGUCCUGCCAAGUUACCAUAGCAACCAGCAACUCCAGGGUACCACAACAGACAAUGGCUCGGCGAGCUGAAGUUGGGGGGUGGGCGGGAAGCAGGGGUUCUGGCCUGGCCCGAUGACCCAGAGUUUAGCCUCAGAUGCUAGAGAGGAAGAGGAGAAGCAGGCAUAGAUGAAGGGGUGGUUUAAGGAACCAGCAGGGGUCCCAGUCUCAGAGAGAGACCAUUGAAGGAUGUAGGGCAGGUCAUCUCUGCUCCAGGCCCCCCUCUUCCAGCCCCAUUCCACUCUGUUUCAAAGUGAAGCCCCCACCUCGAACACUGACCCUUUGUUAGAACAAAGCAAAACCUAUCUUUAGACAACAGUGUUACGAUGAGCCUCAAAUACAGGUGGAUGAGAUCGUUAAGAAGAGGGUCUUCUUGGUUUUGAUUUUUAAAGAAGAGUAUCCUAGUAAGAUUUAAAAAAAGAUUAAAAAAAAAAAACUUUUUAAAAAAGAAACCUAUGCUAUUUCAAUUGGAGCCCAGCUGUAACUUGGUAAAGGCAAGCUUCUGUACCUUUGUUAUAAUUAAUUGUAUACCUGUGUAUGUAAAUAUAAGGCAUUCCUAUUUUGCAGUUCAGAACAAGAAAAAAAAAACUUAUUUGUAAUAUAGAAUAAAGUUUAUUAAAAAAUAAUAAAAAUGCA